UUAGAAGGCGCCGUUUGCAUCAAGCGAGCAGUGAGAGUUGGAUAUUUGUGGCGUCAUUUAUAGUUAAAAAAUUAGGUUUUUAAAUGCUUAUGGUGUGUUAAUGAUUUGAAAAAAUUGAUAUUCUAUUUGUCUGUUACGUGAACUGUAAUUAGCAGAUUAUACUUAAAAACAGAUUAUAUAUUAUUAUACUCUCUACAAAGUAGAAACGGAAUACCUCAAUUAUCUUCUUGCGUUUAUGUGUAUAUAAAUGCUUGCAGAAUAAAAAGUGUGUAUGUCCUUAUAUAUUUUUCGAUGAUCGAAAUACAUAAAAGUUAUGUAGCAGUACACUGUGGUUUUAUAUUUUGCACACGUUCAAUUGUUAAUAAUCAUAAACAGCAUAAUUAAAUUAAGACACUAGAGUGAUACACUUUAAUCAGAUAUUGAGAUAAAAACUUUAAUAACAGGUUAAAAAAUGCCAGAAAUUAAAGUAACGCCGUUAGGAGCAGGUCAAGAUGUUGGCAGGAGUUGUAUUCUUGUAUCAAUGGGAGGAAAAAAUAUCAUGUUAGAUUGUGGCAUGCAUAUGGGAUUCAACGACGAAAGACGAUUUCCUGAUUUCUCUUAUAUCGUACCAGAAGGUCCUGCAACUGGUUACAUAGAUUGUGUUAUUAUUUCACAUUUUCAUUUAGAUCAUUGUGGGGCACUUCCAUACUUUACAGAAAUGGUAGGUUAUACAGGACCAAUAUAUAUGACUCAUCCUACAAAAGCUAUUGCUCCUAUACUUUUAGAAGACAUGAGAAAAGUAGCUGUAGAACGUAAAGGAGAAAGUAACUUUUUCACAUCACAAAUGAUAAAGGAUUGUAUGAAAAAAGUCAUUGCUGUUACUCUUCAUCAAUCGGUUAUGGUAGAUUCAGAAUUAGAAAUAAAAGCAUAUUAUGCUGGACAUGUUCUUGGUGCUGCUAUGUUUUGGGUACGUGUAGGAUCUCAAUCUAUUGUAUAUACAGGAGAUUACAACAUGACGCCCGAUCGUCAUUUGGGUGCAGCAUGGAUAGAUAAAUGCAGACCUGAUUUAUUAAUAUCAGAAUCUACAUAUGGUACAACAAUCAGAGAUUCCAAAAGAUGUAGGGAAAGGGAUUUUUUGAAAAAGGUUCAUGAAUGCGUAGAUAGAGGUGGAAAAGUUCUAAUUCCUGUAUUUGCUCUGGGUAGAGCUCAAGAACUUUGCAUAUUACUUGAAACAUAUUGGGAAAGAAUGAAUCUAAAGGUGCCAGUUUAUUUUGCUUUAGGUUUAACUGAGAAAGCAAACAAUUAUUAUAAAAUGUUUAUUACUUGGACCAAUCAAAAGAUAAAAAAAACUUUUGUACAACGAAAUAUGUUUGAUUUUAAACAUAUAAAACCAUUUGACAAAGCAUAUAUUGAUAAUCCAGGCGCAAUGGUUGUAUUUGCAACACCAGGAAUGUUACAUGCAGGUUUAUCUUUACAAAUUUUCAGAAAAUGGGCACCAAAUGAAGCUAAUAUGGUAAUUAUGCCAGGAUUUUGCGUACAAGGUACAAUCGGACAUAAAGUCUUAAAUGGAGCACGUAGAAUAGAAUUUGAAAACCGUCAAAUCGUCGAGGUAAAAAUGGCUGUAGAGUAUAUGUCUUUUUCCGCACAUGCGGAUGCAAAAGGAAUCAUGCAAUUAAUACAAUACUGCGAACCUAAAAAUAUUAUGUUAGUGCAUGGCGAAUUUGCUAAGAUGGAAUUUUUAAAAGAGAAAAUUAAGCAAGAAUUUGGUACAAAUUGUUUCAAUCCUGCUAAUGGAGAAACAUACGUUAUUACAACUACUUCGAAAGUUCCAGUAGAUGCUUCACUUGCUUUAUUAAAAGCAGAAGCAAAAAGAUACUCCGCCUUACCACCAGAUCCCAAAAGACGCAGAUUAUUACAUAGUGUCUUAAUGUUGAGAGAAGAUGGAGUUUGCCUUGUGGAUGCGGAUGAAGUGGCUAAAGCAGCAGGUAUAACUAAACACGUUGUACGAUUUACUUCUACCGUUCAAGUUCGAGAUCCUGGACCUGCACAUUCCACUACUUUGAAAUUGUUACAACCUCUUAAAGAGAGAUUAUCAGGUUGGACGGUACAAUUAACAGAUGGAUCAAUCUCUGUAGAAUCAGUCUUAGUUAAAGUAGAAGGCGAUGAAGAUGAGCAAAAAAGUGUUUAUGUUUCCUGGACUAAUCAGGAUGAAGAUUUAGGAAGUUAUAUAUUAGGAUUUUUGCAAACUAUGUUAAAUUAAUAAUAAAUAAUACUAUGAGAAAGUUAAAACCAUAGAAAUAUUGUAUAUAUAUAUCUGUGAUAUUUGUUUGAUGACUGUAAUGUCAUAUUUUUAACAAAGUAGUAAAUAUUUGCUUUAUUAUUAUAAUUCCAAUUUUAUUUUAUAUUGUUUUUUACAAUAUAAAUAUCAUCGAAUGUUCAUCAAUAAAGAAAAUGAAAGUUACAAAUUAUAUGGUGCAAGUUUGCAAUGAAAAAUAAUAUAAAAAU
Vespula vulgaris is the source of this 2484-nucleotide messenger RNA. It is a transcript of the gene IntS11, whose product is annotated as integrator complex subunit 11. The transcript has 5 exons. Gene Ontology annotation, biological process: snRNA processing. NCBI's taxonomy places the organism in Eukaryota, Metazoa, Arthropoda, Insecta, Hymenoptera, Vespidae. The record is from RefSeq and is a predicted model, not a curated record. Gene Ontology annotation, cellular component: nucleus. The coding region runs from base 452 to 2239 and encodes 595 amino acids.